Candidula unifasciata is the source of this 401-nucleotide messenger RNA. Lineage: Eukaryota; Metazoa; Mollusca; Gastropoda; Stylommatophora; Geomitridae. The record is from the annotation of a GenBank genome assembly.
CCAUGCCUGUGCAAAAAGCAGUGAAACGAGUGGGUAAACCCCAAGGCAAAGGUGGCAAGAAAAAGAAAACCACCCUGAAGUACACAGUGGACUGUACUCACCCCGUGGAGGAUGGAAUCAUGGACGCUGCAAACUUUGAGAAGUAUCUGAAAGAGCGUAUCAAGGUUGACGGCAAGACUGGCAACUUUGGAAAUAAUGUCUCCUUGGAAUUGCAGAAAAACAAAAUCAACCUGACUAGUGAGGUUCCCUUCUCAAAGAGGUAUCUCAAGUAUUUGACAAAGAAGUACUUGAAAAAGAACAACCUCCGUGACUGGCUGAGAGUUGUAGCAUCCUCUAAGGAAGCUUUUGAGCUCCGCUACUUCCAGAUUAACCAAGACGAGGAAGAGGAGGAGGAAGAUUAA